AUGGACCUGGGAUCCUUUGCAAGUAUCUCCAAGGCCGCAAACACCUUCAGAAAGCAAGCAUCGCGCCUGGACAUUCUGAUGCUAAAUGCUGGCAUCAUGAUCACGCCUGCUGGAUUGACCGAAGAUGGAUACGAGAUCCAAUUUGGCACCAACCAUAUGGGGCAUGCCUUACUCACCAAACUAUUGCUGCCAACUCUUAUCAACACUGCCAGCCUGCCAGACUCCGACGUUCGCGUUGUUGUGCUUUCAUCCGAAGCCCAUAACAUGGCGCCAAGCGAAGGCAUACUAUGGGAGACACUGAAAACAGAAGCCAAUGGCAUCGCUACCCGCGCUCGAUAUGGACAGAGCAAAUUGGCAAAUAUCCUUCACGCCCGGGAGCUCACUAAGCGAUAUCCCAAAAUCAAGGCCGUCUCUGUCCACCCCGGCAUGGUGAAGACAAACUUGGGCCAUGAAACAGCCAGCCAGAGCAUUGUGAUAAGAACCGCCCUAACUGUUGCUAGAGCAGUUGUUGGCGUAGACGCCGCUACUGGAGCGCUGACUCAGCUAUGGGCAGCGACAGGGAAAGGCGUUAAGGCUGGAGAGUAUUAUGAGCCUAUCGGUAUUACAGGCCGUGGCAGCAAGUGGACCACGGAUGAGGAACUAGGGGUUAAGCUGUGGAAAUGGACCGAGAGUGAGAUUGAGGAUUAUAAAGUGGAGAAGUAA
Fusarium poae is the source of this 702-nucleotide messenger RNA. RefSeq lists its product as uncharacterized. The transcript has a single exon. The coding region runs from base 1 to 702 and encodes 233 amino acids. The record is from RefSeq and is a predicted model, not a curated record. NCBI's taxonomy places the organism in Eukaryota, Fungi, Ascomycota, Sordariomycetes, Hypocreales, Nectriaceae.